GCAGGCGAGGAGGCGCCCGAGGCUUCUCCUCCGAACUCACGCGGUGGCCGCCGCCGCCGCCGCCCCAGCAAAGGACCCCAUCCCCACCCACGAGCUUGGAAAAGCAUUUGAAGCGACGGAAGAAGUCCAACAGCUCGCAAGGACUGGCCCUUCCCGACACUCUUGCUUGCGGGAGCCGUUCCCCCCGCCAGCGCUGGCUUCCUCAGGGCUGUUACUGCAGGCGGGCCUGCCCAAGCCCUUCCAGCCUCGCGUCUCCGCCGCUCCUUCCCCUUUGCUCUUGCAAAUCCCGCGCCGCGUGUGCCUUCCCCCGCGUGCAGAUACGGCCGCACGCGCUUGCCUGCCGCAGCCCGAGCACGCGGGGCGUCGGAGUCCCAGCGGCUCUUUUGUGCUACUGGGGCUCGGGCGGGGGACGGAGCGACGCGGUGGCUGCGUCACGCCGGAGGACCUGCCGCUGCUGCUAGCGCCGCGCGCCGCUCCCCAAUUAACCCCGGCGACGCUGCCUCGGCUCCUUCCCCCUCACUUUUUUGCGCUCUCUCUCCACCAAAAGCCCUUCGCGAGGGAGCGAGACCGAGCGCCCGACGAGUCGCUCCGCCAUUUCUGCCAGAUCUCGAGACCAGAAAAGGCGGUGAGAAACGCGACCUCCCCCCUUUUGGGCAGAAGGAGCUCCCUUCCUAAACAACGGAGCAAAGAUAACAUCAGGAAGAGCAGAAGGCAAGGAGGCCCUUUCGUUCAGGAAAGAAAAUGGUGAAGCUGGGAAAUAAUUUUAGCGAGAAGAGCACAAAGCAGCACCUCUUGGAGGAUGGAUUUGACACCAUCCCCCUGAUCACGCCCCUGGAUGUCAAUCAACUACAGUUUCCACCUCCUGAUAAGGUGGUGGUCAAGACAAAAACAGAAUAUGAACCUGACCGCAAAAAAGGGAAAUUCCGCAGUCCUAAAAUAGCUGAGUUCACAGUCAGUAUCACUGAAGGUGUCUCAGAACGAUUUAAGGUAACUGUUUUGGUUCUAUUUGCCCUUGCAUUCCUGGCAUGUGUUGUAUUUCUGGUAGUCUACAAGGUUUACAAGUAUGACCAUACCUGUCCAGAAGGUUUCAUUUUUAAGAACAAUCAAUGCAUUCCAGCUGGAUUAGAGAACUACUACUCUGAACAAGACUCUAGUGCUAGAGGGAAAUUUUAUACGGUUAUAAACCACUAUAACCUGGCCAAACAAACCAUCACACGAUCUGUAUCUCCAUGGAUGACAGUACUUUCAGAAGAGAAACUUUCUGAGCAGGAGACUGAAGCAGCUGAGAAAACAGCUUAACAUGAUUGAUCUUGUUGAUUGGAAGGUAUCAAGGGGGCUUUCAUGGAAUGUCUCAUUGUUAUGGAUAAUUUAGAGGUUACUCAUAUUUAUGGUGUAAUUGCUUUGGUUUGCUGAUAACUGCUUUGCAAAAAGGAAAAAUAAGAAAAGAAAGCUUAGACCAUUAAUGGCCAAGUGCAUAUCAGCAUUGCUUUAGAGUUUUAACACCAAUUUCUCUGUUAAUAAAUCCAACUUAGGUACAUUCUUGCAAUUUAGAAUUCCAUUGAGCCAUUCAGGGGUUUUGACAAAGGGGAAAAUUGUGCAUUUUACUGUGUGUACUAAUGUUUUGUUUUCCAGUCAGUUUUGCAAUCUGAAUCAUAGCCAUAAAUAGAAUUUGUUGGUUAGCUGUAAGCUGUAUUUAAAAUUGGUUCGCAACUCCAAAAUAAGUACCAAGAAAUAAAGUUGACCUGUUUUUGCUCACUGUACCAGAUAUUGAGAAGAAAUUAAGUUCUUUGCAACAAGGCAUGCUUAAUUGUUGUUUUGUUAUAGUUGUGAACAUUUCACUGAAUUUCCACUAUGGCUAGAAAAUCUUAUAUAAGGUCUUGCACUGAAACACAACAUAGACCCUACGGAGAUGUACAUUUUAAUGAUGGAUAAUGAUAUGUGGAAGAAUGUGACGUAGCAAAAUUUUCUGAUAAGAACUGCAGUCCUAUGGAAUAAAUAGACAGAAAAUCUUUCACUGUAGAGGUAGCCCACGAUGUAAUUUGUGCAACUAGACAGGAGGAGUAAUUUUGUUAGAACUUUCUCUUUUUGUACAACAUUAAAAUGUUUCCCUUUUUAUAUAUGGCAACAUGCUUUGCAUGAGCAGCACCAUUUUGGCAUUUUCUGGUAUUAAAAUAUUAAGGCUGCAAUCUUAAGCAUACUUACAAAGGAAACAAUUCCACUUGACUCAGUGGGACUUUCAUGUAAACACAUAGAACUGGGUGUAAGGGAGAAAGUGUAUUUAAUGCAUUGCAUUCUCCCCAUUCCCAUUGCAGUUUUGGGAUGGCAUGUGAUGGUGGGGAAUCAGAGGCACGCUGCCUUCUGGAGGGGGCAGGGAGAGAUGUCAACAAGCCUAGAAUUAUAGGUGUACGUUUACUGUGUUGACAAAUUUCUAAACUGCUACAUGCUUAUUAUUUAUAAAUCUUCUAGUGUACAUUACUUAAAUCAUUUCAUUAAUGUUAUAAUUGGAAAAAGUGGCUUAAGCAUUUGUAGAGAACUUGUAGCACAAGCAGAAGGGGGUUGCAGCAUGCCUGGAUUGAAUCACAGAAACUUUGUGUGCCUGGUUGUGGCUUAGCGUUGGGCGUGGACUCCUAGCCACUUCUACUACGCUAUGUAUGCACUGCAGAGAUGCUACAGCAGUGUGGUGUUGUUUUUAAAAACUGGUGGUAUUUCAUAGUAUGUCAGAUGGUACAAGUACCACCGGUUGAAAGGAACUGCACUAGAAUGAUACUCUCUCAAACUUGGGACUUGACUUGCAUGCACUUGCCAGAAAGGUUGGUCAUCACUGGGCUAAAGCAUUCAGCUGAUAUUUUUGUUCAUGUUCUGAAUGUGUUACUUCCCAGUGGACAUGUCAAAAGUUUCAUUAUUUUUAGAGACACAUGCUUUACAAAAAUGCAUCUGUAGUAGAACAAACAUGGUUGGUUCCAUUUCUGGUUCCAUUUCCUUCCAAUAUAUUUCAGCAUCGUUAGCCCGCCUAGAAAAUGCCAGUUGCUUUUUCAUUAAGAACCUUUAAUACUAAGCAUAGUUAUGUGUUGUAAAAACUUUUAGUAUGUCAUUAUUGCUGUGUGGAAUGCAUAAAAGCAAUAAAUUAUGUGCCAAAUCUUUCUUUUGCAUAUUGAAAAAAGUUCAGUCCCAUAUAAAACAUAUUAAACUAUACCAUGUUUGUAUUUCCUAGUAGUCAGGGUACUUUAUUGAAUGUAAAUUCACAUGUAACUUUUGACAUUUUCACUCUGUGCAAAAUAAAGACGAAGUAUAA
Messenger RNA from Rhineura floridana, 3292 nucleotides. RefSeq names its product neuronal vesicle trafficking associated 1 (gene NSG1). Gene Ontology annotation, biological process: G protein-coupled dopamine receptor signaling pathway; endosomal transport; clathrin coat assembly. NCBI's taxonomy places the organism in Eukaryota, Metazoa, Chordata, Lepidosauria, Squamata, Rhineuridae. The transcript is spliced from 5 exons. The record is from RefSeq and is a predicted model, not a curated record. The coding region runs from base 742 to 1299 and encodes 185 amino acids. Gene Ontology annotation, cellular component: endosome; membrane. Gene Ontology annotation, molecular function: clathrin light chain binding.